CAGUGUCAUGGAGCAAAAACUGAAAUCUAUGGUGGACAGCUUGGACUCAGAAAGGAAGUUUCUCCGGCAGAGGGUUGUGGAUCUGACCAAUCAGCUGGAGACAGCUCAGAAGACCAUCAGCUCUCUGGAAAACAUCAAUGUACCCUCAUUGAUUAGAGAGUUGUUGAAAAACCCUUUUGACUCCAAGGAUGUACUGGAACACCUCUCAAAUCCUCAAACCUUACCGACCCAAUCUGUCACUAACCAAUCAAACAGAGCUCAAGAGUUCAAGGACAGCCACUCAUUUGAUGAAACGGGGGAAGAGAGUGUGUUUGAAUGGCUUGGAACUGGACAGAGUUCCAGUGGACAGAGUUUCAGUAAACAGCCUGCCACAGCCUUUUUGCCAUGGAAAAAUGAUCCGUGGGCGGGGCCUGAUCCUCUUGAGGUUAAAGGAAGUGACACACUUCCUUUUUCAGUUACUGAUGAUGUGUCUAUUUACAAAGCAAUGGCAGAUGCAAAGUCUUCAACUCAUCAAGCACAUCCAUUUGGCAAGAACACAGAGUUUCACAGUGUUGCCAUGGCAACCCACAGCUGUGUUGAUGUUCCCCCAAAUCCAUUUAACUUAAAAGAGAUGAGACUCCGCAGAGAGACAGGUGGAGAUAUAAGAGACGAGGGUCCUGUCACAGUAAGAAAAGACCCCUAUGAUUUCAACUAUCUUACAGCACAGAGGAUGCUAGAAGAUUUUUUUAGCCAAAUUCCUCCCCCAGCACUUGAUGGAAAGGAGAAAGAUAGGCUGGGGGCAAGAGAAAAAAAAGAAGGAAAUUAUUGACAUGUAAUAUGAGAUUCUUUUUCAUUAAACAUAAACAGGGAGUAAAUGUCAGAAUUGUUUGAAAGUAAUUUUAUUUUGAAGGGGUCAUAUGGCGCGAAUACGUGUUUUUCUGUGUCUUUGGUGUGUUACAGUAUAAGUUGCCCAUGCAUGUAUUAGACACUGUAAAAUUGCAAAAAUGAAAGUGUCGGAAAAAAAGAUGCAAUUCUAUCUAAAAGCGAAUGCUCACCCAGACCCGCCUGAAAUGCCUCGUGUAACCACACCCCCACAAAUCUACGUCAGUUCGUGGUAUGAUUUGACUAAGACCACCCAAAUGUAUACGCAAGUGAGGUGGGCGUUCCUGUCAGUACAAUUGCUUGGGAACCUGAUGUUCCAAUAUGGUAAGAGGCGUUACAUUUCUGUAACACGCUUGCAGAAUAUUCAACCAAUCACUACGCACUGGUUAACUGGCCAAUCAUAGCACACCUCGCUUUUCAGAGAAAUGAGCUUUGUAAAAAAUCAGUGCGUUUCAGAGAGGCGGGGCAAAGAGGAGAUACAAACAUGCAUAUGGUAUGUGGAAAAUACAAUUUCCCUUAAAUCGUGUAUACACAUUGCAUUACAUCUAAAACAAACAAAAAUAUUCAUUUUAGCUGUGUCAUAUGACCCCUUUAAUAAUUCCCACAGAUUUAACUUCUUGAGGACCCAAAUAAUAAUUGUGAUAUCUCCUAUGGCAUCUGUUAAGACAGUUGUGUUUUUUUUGGUUGCUUAUAUGUGUACACCAUGUGACUUUGUAACAUAUACAUUCAUUUACUUUCAUUUGUAGUUCAACAUAUUUGUGCAUUUGUGGAAAAAGUAUCCCUAUAUAAUGUAACCCACAUAAUAUUGUGAAACUCUCAAGGAUUCGUGUAAUCUUAAAUUAAAGAGUUAUGACUGUCAAAACGAAACUGAAGAGUGAUUAAAACAUUUCUAAAAUAUGUAAAUUAGUGCUCCAACUCAGGCAAUUAUCUUAAAGUGA
Molecule: messenger RNA, 1799 nt
Organism: Triplophysa rosa
Lineage: Eukaryota; Metazoa; Chordata; Actinopteri; Cypriniformes; Nemacheilidae
Exons: 3
Coding region: 8-808 (266 amino acids)
Source: RefSeq, a predicted model, not a curated record